AUGGCCGCCCUGAGCAGGUUCAUCUCCAGGCUAUCCGACAAGUCACAUGCCUUCUUCAAAAGCUUGAAGGACCCCAAUGACUUCCAAUGGACUGAUAAAUGUGAGCAAGCCCUAUCCGAUCUCAAAUCCUAUCUCACUACUCCACCUCUCCUCUCCAAACCCUUGGAAGGUGAGACGCGGAGACCCGGGAACAGCCUUAUCAACGCUGCUCGAAAGCUACGCUCCUACUUCCAGGCUCAUCAAAUCGUGGUGGUCACAUCUCUCCCCAUCAAAGCAGUCCUCCACAAGCCGGAAGUGUCUGGGCGACUAGAAAAAUGGGCUUUAGAGCUGGGGGAGUACGAUGUGAACUUCCGGUCUGCAACAGCCAUCAAAUCGCAAGUCCUAGCAUAUUGCGUAGCCGAAUUCUUUCCUGCCAUGCUUCCAGCCUUGGAACAAGAGGUAAAACUUCGUGAUAGCGAAGGGGAGAAAUGCGAGUGGGCAAUAUACAUCGAUGGGUCUAGUAACGUGAGGGGCGCAGGCGUGGGACUAGUCCUAACUUCCCCUACGGGAGAAUCAGCCUCAAGGGCCAUGGGAGUAGAAGACAUCCAGGUCUUCAGCGACUCACAACUGAUCAUAAGCCAAGUCCAAGGAGACUAUCAGGCGAAAGAUCCGAGUAUGAUCAGGUAUCUAUCCGUGGCUAAACGACUACUCGAUAGGUUCCGACACUGUAAGCUCACCCAGAUCCCUAGGGAGCACAACUCCCAGGCCGACACUCUAGCUAAUCUAGGGUCCGCCCUAGAAACUACGAGUCAUAUGAGCAUCCCACUACUAGUACUCCAAUGGCCCGCAACUGAAAAGGAGACGGAGCCUGAAGAAGUAUCCGUAGUAGACGAAGGAGAGACCUGGAUGACUCCCAUCAUUAGCUAUCUAAGGUACAGCACCUUGCCUGAAGAUCGAGACGAAAGUCGAAAGAUAAGGUGCCAGGCUGCAAGGUACUGUUUUUCCGAGGGGAAACUGUACCGAAGAUCCUUUUCAGGACCAUAUCUACGAUGUCUUACCCCUAGAGAAGCCGCCAGGAUACUAGAAGGGCUUCACGAGGGAGAGUUCGGUUCUCACUCUAGUGGUCGAAGCCUGGUACUCAGAGCCAGAAGGGCUGGAUACUACUGGCCAACCAUGGCGAGGGAUUCCCUCAAACAGGCCAAGCUCUGUAGUCAAUGCCAGAAGCACGCACAAGUCUCCAACCUUCCACCAGAGAACCUCAAAUCCCUAAGGUUCAGUCAAUUCACUAACAGGAUCCAGGUCCUAGAUAUUGAUACCCGUCCAAGGGAUCAACCUUUACAAGGGUCCAGCCCUCACGAGGGGUCAAUUCCUACAAGGGUCCAUCCCUCUCAAGGUUUCAGCCCUUUCAAGGAUCCACCCCUUCCAACAAAUCUGCAAGUCUAUCUAGACAUUCUUGCAUCUUGA
Messenger RNA from Raphanus sativus (radish), 1443 nucleotides. RefSeq lists its product as uncharacterized. Lineage: Eukaryota; Viridiplantae; Streptophyta; Magnoliopsida; Brassicales; Brassicaceae. Gene Ontology annotation, molecular function: nucleic acid binding; RNA-DNA hybrid ribonuclease activity. The coding region runs from base 1 to 1443 and encodes 480 amino acids. The transcript has 4 exons. The record is from RefSeq and is a predicted model, not a curated record.